This is a messenger RNA of Brassica rapa (field mustard), 3265 nucleotides long. Its product is annotated as ubiquitin carboxyl-terminal hydrolase 16. The record is from RefSeq and is a predicted model, not a curated record. Lineage: Eukaryota; Viridiplantae; Streptophyta; Magnoliopsida; Brassicales; Brassicaceae. Gene Ontology annotation, cellular component: nucleus; cytosol. Gene Ontology annotation, biological process: protein deubiquitination. Gene Ontology annotation, molecular function: cysteine-type deubiquitinase activity.
AUGCUCCUAGUUCUGGAUCUCGGGCUUUCAAGUCUAUUCCUUUUGAUCUCUCUUGUUCUACCUGUUGUCGCCUUCGUUGUUAGGCGCAAAUGGAGGCUGGCUGCUCUGAGAAGGGAGGAGAUUCGGAGACUUCUUAUCCAUGCGUCUGAGGAGGCUGCUAGAGCUGAGCUAGAGUCCUCCGUUGAGUUCUCUUCUGUUUAUGUCCCUAAUAGCUUUCAGUGUCCUGUCUGCUAUUCUCCUGCCUCUACUCGUUGCUCUCGCUGCAAAGCCGUUCGCUAUUGUUCCGGGAAAUGUCAAAUUAUCCACUGGCGGCAAGGUCACAGAGAUGAAUGUCAUCCUGCUUCUGUCUUAUAUAAUACUGAUGAUGAGAAAAGCGACUGUGAUUUGAAGUUCAGAGAAGGAAAUGAAGGGCUUACCCCUGAUGAAACUCUAUUGCUGCAUACAGAACAGGUUACUACUAAUGUACAAGUCAGGGAAGCAAUACUCUCUAAUCCUGUCAUAUCUCCUGAAGAUGGGGGUGGAGAAAGUGCAGAUAACAAAGAUGAACUUAUGGAUAAGGAAGAAGCUGUUUCCGUUGCGGAAACAUCUGGAUCCUCGUUUUCUGGCUUCUCCUCUUCCCCUCGUAAUGACUCUGGUGAUGAUGAUGAUAUUUCUUUUUGUGAGAGCUCCAGUUCAUCUGAUUCCGAGAUAUCAGAGCCUCCACGUGAUGAUCAUGUUUCUGUAGAGUCAGAGGAGACCUUUUUCAGCAAUAUUGAUGAUGUGAAAUCCAAACCGUUGUCUCCUAAAUUUGUGCAGUUGGUUGAGUCUGCAAAUGACCUUGCUAGUUUGCCUAAGUUGAGUCUGAAUAAACCUGGGGGUGAUCCCGGGCAGAACCCGAGCGAAUCAAGUAGUUUAGUCUCUUCAGUAGGUACGGAUGGGCAUCCACGAUCAGCUGAUCCGUCUCUUCUGAAGUCAUCUGAUUUUUGGGGUACUGCUCUUGGAUCAGUAGAGCGUGUAAGUGAGAAUUGUGAUGGUUCUAAAUCUGGUAAAUCCUCUCUGAAUUUGUCAUUUGGCUCCUCUAGGGACAUCUCAGCUGCUAAAAUAUCUGAGCCUAGGAAUAAUAAUCUAAAAGAAACUACUAGGGCUGGAUUAGGAACUCGUAAUUUUUCCGGUGAAGUGAAUUCAAGAGAAAGAAUCGCCAAAAGAUUUGAUGAAGCUGAAAUUUCUUUGCCAAGAUCCUCUUCUCUUGAUGUGCCGAGUCCUUUGAACCCUACUGUUUUGUCCACUGUGACACUUCAGAAGUCAAAGAGCACCAGUGCUGGAAGCGGCUUUAUGUUGGCCCCUAUGAAGGUUGGGGAAGUCCAACGUUUGUCGUCCAAGGCCUCAGAUACUAGGGAGUGUGCUGAUGCUAUGAAACAUUCUGCUCUAGGUGCAAAAUCUGGAAGAGUUCUUGACCAUCAGAAACAGAAUGGUCUUGACGUUCAUCGUAUAAAUUCUCUAAAUGGAAGAAGUGGCAUGAAGGCGUCAGUCCUGAAAGCUGUAGACCAGUGGACUAGACCGAAGUCAUUAGCUGAGAAUGAGAUAGCAGGAAACCAUAGUCAUAAGGGGCUCUUUUCAUAUGAACUAUUUUCUAAGCUGUAUACAAGUAAAAUUGAGUUCCAGCCUUGUGGCCUCAUCAAUUGUGGCAAUAGCUGCUUUGCUAAUGUGGUCUUCCAAUGCCUGAUGUUCACUGCUCCUCUGACCACAUACUUCCUCCAACAACUCCAUUCUAGAACAUGUCCAAACAAAGAACAGUGCUUCACCUGUGGGUUUGAGAAGCUGGUCUUAAUGGCAAAAGAAGGGAAGUCUUCACUGUCCCCUAGUGGGUUGCUAUCACAGCUGCAGAGUAUUGGAAUCCGUCUUGGGAAUGGCAAGCAAGAAGAUGCGCAUGAAUUCCUUAGGUUUGUUGUCGACACAAUGCAGUCUGUGUGCAUUAAGGCAUCUGGAUGCGAUAUGCCAAAGACUAAGAAAUUAGAAGAUACUACUCUCAUUGGUUUGACAUUCGGUGGAUACCUCCGAUCAAAGAUUAAAUGCAUGAAAUGUCAAGAAAAAUCUGAGCGGCGUGAGAAAAUGAUGGAUCUGACAGUUGAGAUUGAUGGUGAUAUCAGCACCUUGGAGGAGGCUUUGCAUCGAUUUACAAGAACUGAAAUAUUGGAUGGAGAAAACAAAUAUAAAUGUGGCAGUUGUAAGUCCUAUGAGAGAGCCAAAAAGAAACUGAAAAUCACAGAGCCUCCGAAUGUCCUUACAAUUGCACUAAAACGAUUCCAGUCAGGGAAAUUCGGGAAGCUCAAUAAGUUGGUCAGGUUUCCAGAAACUCUAGAUUUGACUCCAUAUGUCAGCGGUGGAAGUGAAAAAUCACAUGACUACAAACUCUAUGGAGUUAUUGUUCACUUGGAUACAAUGAAUGCAGCAUUUUCUGGUCACUACGUGUGCUAUGUUAGAAACAGUCAAAACAAGUGGUACAAAGCUGAUGAUAGCACGGUAGUAACUUCUGAUGUUGAAAGUGUAUGGACAAAGGGAGCUUAUAUGUUGUUCUACGCAAGGUGUUCUCCAACGCCACCAAGAUUGGUAUUAUGUAACAAAUCUGAAGCAUCCAAUAAAAAAAGCAGUGUGCCGGUGGUACCUAAGGCUACUGUGUCUACUGCAAGUCCUGUGUUGUCUUCCAACACUCCUGGUGGUGAUCGACCUGGCAACAUACAGUCGUUUUACUCCAGCUUCCAGAGGCUGCAGAGAAUUUUGGAAGAGGACUCGUCGAGUGACAGUUCUUCUCUCUUUGAUAGCACCUCAGAUGAAUGCUCUUGUAGCACAGACAGUACAAGCAUGGACGACUUUGCUGAUUUCAUUUUUGGAGAUAAUCAAGGACGGGCUCACGGACAGUCCGAGGCUCCCUCUCCAACAUCAUCAUCUUCCUCGUCUUCUCCUCCCUUCACAAGGCAUUCCCGGCUAGGGGACUUGAGUCGUUCUUGUCAAGAAACUUGCAGAAACUCGAGACAUCGCGUGUCCUUGGGAAGAGAAAGGUAAGGGAGACGAUGAUUUUUUUGUCCACUGGCCCAAUUUAGUCAAUGUAGUAGAAAAAAGUGGUCACUGAGGAAUGGUAUAUAUAGUAGUGUACAGUGGGGAAGAGAGAUUUUGCCCAUGAAAAUGUAUCACCGUAACUGAAUGGAGCUUCUGUUAAUAAGUUUGAUAAUUUUUGUAAGAUGCAUCAAAUAAAGUUAAUCUAAUCGCGUACACAAGCUGUAUUAAAACA